Messenger RNA from Leptomonas pyrrhocoris, 1713 nucleotides. RefSeq lists its product as hypothetical. The coding region runs from base 520 to 1713 and encodes 397 amino acids. Lineage: Eukaryota; Euglenozoa; Kinetoplastea; Trypanosomatida; Trypanosomatidae. The record is from RefSeq and is a predicted model, not a curated record. The transcript has a single exon.
AGAUUUUCAGCGAUAAUUUACUCCCAUUUUUUAUUUUUCUCUCUGUGAAGACUGCCACCUCCUGUCGUAACUACCGUGUGUUCAAUUUGUUCUUUUCUCGGAAGGCCUCUCACGUAAUUUUUUGUGUUUUCCCGUUACUAGCGUUCAGCGCCCCGUCUCGUAGUGGUGCUUUACAUCUUCCCCUUCUUUUUUCUUUAAACACCGUAGAAAGGGAAAAAAGAAAAGGUUUCCCGUGCAAAACGAACUGUUGUUGUGCUAUCGCCUCCAACAUCGCGCGUUUCUUCUGUUCCACCGUCCUCGUGAAAAACAAAACAAGCAAGUAAAUCAUUCUCCUCUAAAUUUGGAUCGCGAGACACGCACAACCACGCUGGUGUUGUCGUACUAUUACCUGGCGCUAUCACCGGUGUCUUUCACACUUUCUUUUUCUCUUCUGCUCAGGUUGCAGCCGGAGAAUAAAUCUGCGACUUCCUUCUCUCGACAGAGGCAGCUUACACCGAAAGCAGCGGAGUUCAGAGCACGAUGAGCCGCACCACUGCACCGCCGGUGCGUUUCGCUGAGCGACACAUCGCGCACAUCAACAAAUGCUACUGCGUCGCGCCGUACGUCUCCCGCCGCGAGCCACAACGGGCGAUGUUCCUGGUCGCAGCGGAGCAGAACGACCCCUGUUUUGUGUACGACAUUGACGGUAAGCCCGUGGAGAAGGUGUGGGACGGGCCCGGCGGUGUGAUGAGCAUGGUGCAGCUGCCGGAGAUGGACGGUCGCACCGUGCUCUCGACGCAGCGGUUUUACGGCUUCGACAACUCGGAGGAUGCCCGGCUGGUCGUGGCGAAGGCGCUGACGAUGGAGCCCGCCGAGGAUGCGGUGGAGCGGUGCGCGUGGCGCCGCUUCGUGGUGGCGGAUAUGCCGUUUCUACAUCGCUUCGAUGUGGUGCCGGGCCGGGGCAGCGGCAACACGGACCGCUACAUCAUCGCCUGCACCCUCAAGCGCAAUCAGCGCGAGCCGGGCGACUGGUCGCAGCCGGGCCAGGUGCUGGCGGCGCGCCUGCCCAACGACUUCGACGAUCUCCUCCCGACCAACUGGCGGGAGAUGCCGGAGUGGAGCCCUCUGCAGACUCCGCUGUCGUGGAAGGUGCUGCGGGAGGGAUGCUUCCGGAACCACGGCUAUCACCGGCACACCGAUCCCGUGAGCGGGGAGGUGAACUGCGUGAUUGGGUGCGAGGCAGGCACGUUUCUCUUUCGCCCCCCCACUGUGGGCAGCGAUGAGUGGGACAGCACGCAGCUCACGGCGGACCCGGCGAGCGACGCCGCCCUCGUCGAUCUCGACAGGGACGGGGCUGAGGAGCUGCUGGUCAUCGCACCCUUUCACGGCGACACGAUCAUGGUGUACCACAAAAAUGAGGAAGGGGCGUACCAACGCGUCUACACCCACCCAACAAAGCUGCCGUUUCUGCACGCGAUCUGGGGUGGGGUGUUGGACGAUGUCCCAUGUGUUGUGGUCGGCCACCGCAGCGGCGACCGUGACUUGUUUCUCUUCUCCUACUCCAAGUCGAAGGGCUACCACGUGGACCGCGUCGCACACGGCUUCGGGCCGGCGAACGUGAUCAACGUAAAACACACCAAAGAAGGCGAGAGCCGCGUGCGUGAGAGCAUCGUGUGCUGCAACCGUGAAACGGACACGGUCACCGUGUACGACGUUGUUCCAAAGAACGCGUAA